AUGUCGACUAAACUGCAGGUCUCAAAGUCUGGGAAGAAAAACUCUGCCAAUGGUGUCUCGGCACGAUCUCCCAGCAAGGUCAAGCAGACUACGAAGAAGAAGGGAACUGUCGGUCCGCCGAAAUCCAGGUCAUCUAGCGGUGAGGGCCCACCUGGGGGCGAUAUUCGCAAGUCCAACCGCCCUCGAAAGGCGAGAGUGUGGUACACAGAAGGUGCGGAUGCUACCGAAGAAGACGCUGAACCUGUUACAGCUGCGCGGUACAAACGAGAGGGCGACGAUUUGGACGAGGCAAAGGCCAACGGCAAGUCGGGAGACGAGGCCGAGGCUGAGGACGAGGCUGAGGCCGAGGCUGAGGAUGAGGCUGAGGACGAGGCUGAGCAUGAGGCUGAGCACGAGGCUCCACACGAGGCGGAGGAGGAGGCGGAAGAUGAGGCCGACGAAGAUGCGGAGGAAGGUGAGGAGGAAAAGGCGGAGGAAGAGGCAGAGGAAGAGGUGGAGGAAGAGGCGGAGGAAGAGGCGGAGGAAGAGGAAGUUGGGGAGGCGGAGGACGAAGAGGGUGGGGAGUACGGCAAUGAUUCGGAAGAUGAGUCCGGAGACGAGCCGUCGGGCGAGGAGGGUGGAGAGUCGGACGAUGAGCAGGGGGAGGAGGAGGCAGUGGAGAGGAAUGAGAAAAACGGCACGGCGGAAGUGCCUGCCUGCGCGGAUGCUCAUAAGCCUGAGGUCACGAAAAAAACAAGCUUUGACGAGAUGCUGGAAGAGCAGGAUGACAGUGAAGGUGAUGCCGUGGAGGAUGAGGCUGUGGCAGAGGAACGAGCUUUGCUGCUUGGGAAGCUGAAGGCACUUGAUGAGAUCCAGGAACCCGUUGUCAGGUCUAAGGGGGUGAGGCCAUACCUAAACCUUGACUCCCCUCUGCCUGCCUGCCCCUCUCCCUUCAACCUUAAACCCACCUGCUUCCCCAUUCAGGGGGUGAGGCAAUACCUAAACCUUGACUCCCCUCUGCCUGCCUGCCCCUCUCCCUUCAACCUUAAACCCACCUUCUUCCCCAUUCAGGGAGUGAGGCAAUACCUAAACCCUGACUCCCUUCUGCCUGCCUGCCCCUCUCCCUUCAUCCCGAAACCCCACUUGCUUCCCUGUCCAGGUCUAAGGGGGUCUCAGGGUGUGAGGCAAUACCUAAACCCUGACUCCCUUUUGCCUGCCUGCCCCUCUCCCUUCAUCCCGAAACCCCACUUGCUUCCCUGUCCAGGUCUAAGGGGGUCUCAGGGAGUGAGGCAAAACCUAAACCCUGACUCCCUUCUGCCUGCCUGCCCCUCUCCCUUCAACCCUAAACCCCGCUUGCUUCACCAUCAAGGUCUAUUGAGGUCUAUUGAGGUGACGAUUUACGUGAACCUUGACUCCACUCUGCCUGCCUGCCCCUCUCCCUUUAACCUUAAACCCCACCUGCUUCCCCAUCCAGAGUCAGCAAAUUCAUCCCUUUGUUUCCUAUCACCACACAAUCCCAUUACAGGGGAGAGGGGACUGGCUUGGCACCGUGAGCUCCUCAUCCCGUUCGGCAGCCUCAUCUUCUCGGUGUCCAUCAAGUUGGCUUUGGCGCGCCGUGGGGUCAAUACCGAGAAGAUUAAGACCCGCCAGCUGGGCUGGAUCUUAUAUGCAUUCGAGUGGCCAAUCCUUAACAAUGCGCCCGAUGGGAAGUUGAGCGGCAAGUGGGAGUACAAUCGGAUCCAGUACGAGGAGAUGUGCACCCGUGUGAAGCAGGAGGUCGAGAUCGCUGUCAUGGACCAUGGUGUCCCAUACGCCAGCAACACGAACACAUUCAACUUCCCCAACGGCGUCUACAUCGACGCGUCUGACAUGGAGACCCUUGUCAGCAGGGUGCAGGUAACUUUGUUGCAUCACUCACCAUCUCUUCAUGCCCCUUCCCCUUCCUCCCAUCUCUUCCGUCCCCUUCCCCUUCCUCCCAUCUCUUCCGUCCCCUUCCUCCCGUCUCUACUGUCCCCUUACUUCCAUGCCCCAUGCCUCUUUGUGCAGGCAGCACGACCUGCACCAGCCCGGGUUGUCACCCCCAACCCGUGA
Molecule: messenger RNA, 2070 nt
Organism: Closterium sp. NIES-65
Lineage: Eukaryota; Viridiplantae; Streptophyta; Zygnematophyceae; Desmidiales; Closteriaceae
Source: the annotation of a GenBank genome assembly